Messenger RNA from Trichomonas vaginalis G3, 1716 nucleotides. Its product is annotated as ankyrin repeat and SOCS box-containing protein 4 family. The transcript has a single exon. NCBI's taxonomy places the organism in Eukaryota, Parabasalia, Trichomonadida, Trichomonadidae. The record is from RefSeq and is a predicted model, not a curated record. Gene Ontology annotation, molecular function: protein binding. The coding region runs from base 1 to 1716 and encodes 571 amino acids.
AUGUCUGAUUAUGACAUUCAUGAAGAUAAAUAUAGUAAAUUUCAACAAAUCUGUAAUGACUGCACUAAUUUGUAUAUUUCGUUGUAUCAAUUAAAAACGAAAAAUGAAAAAGAAUUACACACGAUUUACGAAAAGAUCAAAACAAUUUUGAUUGACUCAAAGAAAUAUUCACCUAAAAACAUUAUAAUAGACAUUUUAGACAUCAUUCCAUAUAAUAACCGCUACAUAAAGUCAUACUUGGAACUUGCCAAACUCAUAUCUGAUGAUUAUCAUGUAAAUGAUUUCACUAAUAUUCCAUACAUAUCUAAUUUUCAGUCUUAUAAAGAAUAUGGAAAUACAAAAAUUCCAGAAAUUCUUAAAGAACACACAAUUUACAAAGCUAUAAUGAAUAACGAUCUAGAAAGGUUUAUUGCUCACACAGAAUGUGAAAGUUUUUUUGAAACACAAAUGCUUGAAUGCGAAUUAUAUCCUUGUUCUGAUAAAGGUUAUUCAUUACUUGAAUUAUGUUGUUAUCACGGAGCUGUUGAUUGUUUCAAGUUUUUAAGAACGAAAUUUAGCUCAAAAAUAACUCAAGCAUGUCUUGAGUUAUCAUUUUUAGGACAAAAUCAAGAGAUUAUGAGUGAAUGCUUGAAAUUUCAAAAACCAAAUGAUAAAUGUAUGGAGUACGCAAUUAUUUCACAUAACAUUGAUUUUGUUACAUUCUUAAUGAAUGAAUACAAUCUGAAGAUUGAUUUAGAAUACUGCGGAAAAUAUAAAAAUCUUGAAUCAUUUUUUGUUUUUUUCGAUCAAACUUAUAAUGCUAACAUUUGCUUAUAUUAUUCAAUUAACUAUAAUAUCCCUUUGCUUUCGGAAUAUUUUCUUCCAUUUUGUUCAAAAAUCAACAAAAAAUAUAAUACAAAUGAGCAAACAAUUCUUCAUAUUGCCACAGAAAAAAAUGAAUAUAUAGUUGAACACCUACUCUCAUAUGGAGCAACUGUCAAUAAAAAGGAUUUGCAUGGAAAAACAGCUCUUCAUAUUGCCACAGAUAAAAAUUAUUUUGAUAUAGCUAAACUUCUGAUUUCACAUGGUGCAAAUUCUAAUGAAAAAGAUGAUUUUAGACAAACAGAUCUUCACUAUGCAGCAAAAAAUAAAAGUAUAGAAAUUGUCGAAUACCUUCUUUCACAUGGUGCAACUGUCAAUGAAAAAGAUAAUGUUGGACAAACAGCUCUUCACUAUGCAGCACAAUGUCGCUAUGAAAGAAUAGCCGAACUUCUUCUUUCACAUGGUGCAAAUAUCAAUGAGAAAAAUGAUUUUGGACAAACAGCUCUCCACGUUGCAAUAAAAAAUACAGGUCAAGAAAUGGUCCAACUCCUUCUUUCACAUGGUGCAACUGUCAAUGAAAAAGAUAACGCUGGAAAAACAGUUUUCCAUUAUGCAGUAGAAUAUAACAUUAAAAGAGCAGCCGAACUUUUUCUUUCACAUGGUGCAACUGUCAAUGAAAAGGAUUUGCAUGGAAAAACAGCUCUUCAUAUUGCCACAGAUAAAAAUUAUUUUGAUAUAGCUAAACUUCUGAUUUCACAUGGUGCAAAUUCUAAUGAAAAAGAUGAUUUUAGACAAACAGAUCUUCACUAUGCAAUAAAAAAUAAGAGUAUAAAAUGGUCGAGCUCCUUCUUUCACAUGGUGCAACUGUCAAUGAAAAAGAUAACACUGGAAAAACAGUUCUCCACUAUGCAGUAG